CUAGAAAAAAAUAAUCUGUUAAAAAUAAUUUUUUUUUAUAAAAUAAUCUUAGAAAAACUUAAAGCCGCCUGUAAUUAUAUUAUUAAGAAUCUGAAAAAAAGAUUUAUUAUAUUUAAUACAAUUCUGUUUAUCUCUUUUAUUCUAAUAAUAAAAAAGCCCGGAGGAGGAUUAUAUCUGUAUAUUAAUUAUUAA
Aspergillus costaricaensis CBS 115574 is the source of this 192-nucleotide messenger RNA. RefSeq lists its product as uncharacterized. NCBI's taxonomy places the organism in Eukaryota, Fungi, Ascomycota, Eurotiomycetes, Eurotiales, Aspergillaceae. The annotation marks the transcript as partial. The record is from RefSeq and is a predicted model, not a curated record. The transcript has a single exon.